Molecule: messenger RNA, 1728 nt
Organism: Scaptodrosophila lebanonensis
Lineage: Eukaryota; Metazoa; Arthropoda; Insecta; Diptera; Drosophilidae
Product: 23 kDa integral membrane protein
Exons: 5
Coding region: 145-831 (228 amino acids)
Cellular component (GO): membrane
Source: RefSeq, a predicted model, not a curated record
GUCAAAACUCGUUUUCAUCUUCGACUGAACGGUUGUGUUGAGCGCGCUGUUUUAGAACGACGACUUUAAUUUGCGCGUUAUAUUAAAAAAGGCAAAAAGUGAGGUAUUUCGUAAAUAUAUUUCACCAACCUUAAAAGCUUCAAAAUGGAUUGCGGAACAUCGGUGGCCAAGUAUAUACUCUUCAUAUUUAAUACCCUGGUGUCGAUUAUCGGCAUUGUGGGCAUUGUCUUUGGUGUGAUCAUCUUGAAGGAUAUUGGCACUAUUGAAGUCAAUGGCCAGGUUGGAUUCCCGCCGCAGGCAGCCAUUCCCAUUAUUAUUAUCACAAUAUGCUCCGUUGUUGUGUUCAUAUCGUUCUUGGGCUGCUGUGGUGCCAUACGCGAAUCGGUGUGCAUGACCAUGAGCUAUGCUGUUUGCCUGCUGAUAUUGCUCAUCCUGCAGCUGACAGUUGUUGUGCUGCUGUUUACCAACAAGGAUAAAGUCAAUGAUGCCAUGGGCGAGGUUAUUGACAAAGCUUGGGAUUCGCGCGACGCCCGCAACACUGCCGUCUUUGAUGCCCUACAGCAGUCGUUCCGUUGCUGCGGUCGUACCGGUCCCCAGGACUAUUUGCUGCAAGCCCAAACUUUGCCGGAAAGCUGCUGCGACGGCACCUGCUUGGAUCCCAGGAACAUCUAUGGUGGCUGCCGUGCCAAGUUUGUUGACUUCAUGUCCGGAACCACCGAGAAGGCCAAAUACGCGGGCUUGGGUCUGAUUGUCGUUGAGCUCAUUGGCUUUAUAUUUGCCUGCUGUGUGGCCAACAAUGUGCGUAACUAUAAGCGCCGAAAUGCUUACUAAAUGGGAAGUCCUGCUGUUAUGUGAGCUCUAGACCCCAACAUGCACGCACACAUAUAGACACCAGCAGACUAUAACCUGAAUACACAAACACAUUCUCAUUACAUUUUAAAAAUUGUCGUAGAACGCACACAAAAGAGUUAAGAAAACUUGAAAUAAAUUAUUAACUACCUAUACUACCUAAAAGAAGGGAAAACUACUUGUGAAAAAUUAAAAUUAAAUUUGUUUAAAAUCGCUUUAAUACAAAAAAGAAAAUAAGAAAAAACACGAAAAAAUGCUCCAGUCUGGGGCAAAAUGAAACGCUUACUUUUUAUAUUUGCUAUGCAUUCUAAGAAUUUGUAUAUUUGCUCUAAAAAAGAAGAAGAAAGAAACACAAAGAAAUCAAAGUAGAAACAAAGCGCAAAGUAAAUACAAGAGCUGAAAGCAAAGCGCAUCCAAAGCCUUUGUACAAAUUGAACAAUAAUUAACUGUAACUGUAGAGCUAUAGAAUUAAUAACGCAUUGAAGUUACACAAUCUGAUUAAAAGUCUCACAAAUAUGAAAAAAUAUAUGAAUUAUGACAACGUUGUCUUGUUAAUUUCCGUUUUACAAAUAUGAACACAUUUAAAUUUAGACAUAUAUACAAAUGAACGCAUAUAUAUGAGAACCUAUUUUAUUUGUACCAGUAAGAAAAACACAAGUGUCCAAAUAUAUUUAUAUAUAUACAUAUAUAUUAAUAUAUAUACCGUUCAUAUUUUUCUUGUUCCCAAAAGAGAAUUUAUAGAAGUUUUUAUUGUAAUUCAACAACAACAACAAGAACAACAAUUGAAUAUUGUCAAACUCGAAUUGCAUACAACAUUUAUAAAUAAAGCAUUUAAAAAGUACGUAUUUACAUAAUAAACAACAAUACCUAACACUCGAA